CCCUUCACACCAGGGACCCCUCCUUCUCUGGAGUGGCCUCACAGGGCGGCCCCUCCGUGAGCCCCUUUGCUCCUUGCCUCGCUGCGAUCGCGGUUUCAGCCACUACCAUUACAGCGCUGUUCGGGGUUAAUCACUCCCCGCAAAGCCAAACCCUGAGGAGCGCGGAGCCGCCGCACACCCCGCACUCGCACCUCCCGCCACAUUCCCCUUCCUUCCCCCUCCUCCCUACACCUGCAGGCCCGCGGCUGCCGGGGCGGGGAGAGCGGCGUCAGGCCCCUGCCUCCCUUCCCUUCCCUUCCCCCGCACCGCCCAGCACCCCCGGCCCGGGGGAGGAGGCAUCCGGGCCGGUGUUGUCUGACGGGGAGGCGGAUGGCGGCGGAGCUGGGCGGCGGGGUGCUGCCCUUCCUGCGGCUGCUGGGGCAGCUCAAGAGAGUACCGCGGACGGGAUGGGUGUACAGGAACGUGGCGAACCCAGAGAGCGUAUCCGACCAUAUGUACAGGAUGGCGAUGAUGGCUUUGGUGACCAAAGACAAAAGCCUUGACAAGGACAGAUGCAUACGAUUAGCUUUGGUUCACGAUAUGGCUGAAUGCAUUGUUGGAGAUAUUGCUCCUGCAGAUAAUAUCUCAAAAGAAGAAAAACACAGGAGGGAAAAGGCAGCUAUGCAGCAACUGACCCAGCUUCUAUCAGAGGACCUCAAAAAAGAAAUCUACGAACUCUGGGAAGAAUAUGAAAACCAGUGUUCUGCAGAAGCCAAGUUUGUAAAACAGUUGGAUCAGUGUGAGAUGAUACUGCAAGCAUUUGAGUAUGAAGAGUUGGAAAACACACCUGGCAGACUGCAAGAUUUUUAUGAUUCAACUGCUGGAAAGUUUGUUCACCCAGAAAUACUCCAGCUUGUAUCUCUGAUUAACACAGAAAGGAAUAAAAAAAUAGCUGCUACAUCUGAUCCACAUUCCUGAGGUGUUCAUAAAUGCUGUAGCUAUAAUAAAUCCUUUGUUUUACAGUCUCUGCAUUA
This is a messenger RNA of Calypte anna (Anna's hummingbird), 1013 nucleotides long. It is a transcript of the gene HDDC2, whose product is annotated as HD domain containing 2. The transcript is spliced from 6 exons. The record is from RefSeq and is a predicted model, not a curated record. Gene Ontology annotation, molecular function: 5'-deoxynucleotidase activity. NCBI's taxonomy places the organism in Eukaryota, Metazoa, Chordata, Aves, Apodiformes, Trochilidae. Gene Ontology annotation, cellular component: cytoplasm. The coding region runs from base 370 to 957 and encodes 195 amino acids.